Messenger RNA from Neogale vison (American mink), 2339 nucleotides. RefSeq names its product PAS domain containing repressor 1 (gene PASD1). The record is from RefSeq and is a predicted model, not a curated record. Gene Ontology annotation, cellular component: CLOCK-BMAL transcription complex. Gene Ontology annotation, biological process: negative regulation of DNA-templated transcription; negative regulation of circadian rhythm; circadian regulation of gene expression. The transcript has 17 exons. Gene Ontology annotation, molecular function: DNA-binding transcription factor activity, RNA polymerase II-specific. NCBI's taxonomy places the organism in Eukaryota, Metazoa, Chordata, Mammalia, Carnivora, Mustelidae. Bases 18 to 2339 code for a protein of 773 amino acids.
UGUUACAUCACUGAAUAAUGGAUGAAGCUGAGAGAGAAAAAGAGAAGAGGGAUGUACCUGAUGUAGCUGAAAAUAAAAAGAAGGACCGGUUCAAUGCCUUCUUCACGGAACUACGUGCCAUGAUUCAAGCUCAUGGUUACCCUAUAAAAGGAGACAGAUCUAAAACAUCACAGAGGACGACUGCUGCUUCACAGGAGAAGGAAGGCAAAGUCAAUCCAGAAACCUCCAGAGAGCAAUCCAGUUGGAUUCCAUCAUUUCAUAGCUAUGAAGACUUCAAGUGUAAGACACUACAAUCAUUAGAUGGCUUUAUGAUAAUACUGAGCACAGAUGGAGUGAUAAUUUUUGUCGCUGAAAACAUCACUUGUCUCCUUGGCCAUUUACCAAAUGAGAUCAUAGGUAAAAAGUUAUUAAGUCUUCUGCCUGAUCAUGAGAAAAAUGAAGUCUACCGAAAGAUUGCUCUCAAACUUCCUUUGUCAAACUCAGUGGGAAAACAUAUUGAUUUUUGCUGUCAUUUAAAGAGAGGAAAUGUUGAACAUGAUAGUGCACCUACUUAUGAAUAUGUGAAACUCAUCCUAACUGUACAAGAUAUUUUAAAUGAACCUUUGAUGCUCUUCAGCAGCUUCUUCCCCAGCCAUGCCUAUGCUGAGUCAUCUCCUACAUAUCUUCCUCUGGAGGAUCGGUUUUAUCUGGUGGGGUCCAUCUUUCUCUUCAGGGCUCAGACCCUACAGGAACUUUUCACUGUAAAGAAAGCUGAGGAAGAGGUUCUGCUGAUACAGGACUCCGAUGAGGAAGCUAUAUCUCCAGAGCACAGAAGCCAGGGCCAAAAGAGAAGUUCUAGAAUGGAAUUGCUUCGUGCUAAAUCUGCUGCUGCUGCUGCCUCAGAGGAUCAAGUUGAUAUUGGAACAGUUGAGCAGUAUGGCCCCCAAGAGUCUGAUCAUGUAAUUAGGAUAGAAUCUGAUACAUCUUAUGAUUCCAGCACAUCGUCCCUGGAAAGCAUACUGGCAUCACCAGUUGCAUCAUCUUCACAGAGCUUUGAAUUCCAGCCGGCGGUGGAACAGGUGUCUGAUGUGGAUGAGGUACAACCAGAGGACGAGCUGGAAGAGGUGGACUGGAUGGAGCAGAUGGAUGAGGUGGAUGAGGUGGGACAAGUAGAUGAAGAGGAAGAGGUGGAGCAGAUGGAGCAGAUAGAGAAGCUGGAGCAGGAGGGGCAGCUGGACCAGGCUGAGCAGGAGGCUAGCUCACCCUCCAGUGUAGCUGCUGGCAUCAGUGAUGAGUCAAUACAACUACUGCCAUCAAUUAUGUCAUACAUCAACAAGCGGGAGCUGGAGCUGAUGAAAAAGUUCAGGGAGCAGCUGGAAGAGCAGACACGGAUGCUGCAGGCUGACAUCCGAAGCCAGCGGGAUGCGCUGGAAAUGAUGAAGGAACAGCUUCAGAGAAUACAGGAUUCUACCUUUCAGAUGCAGCCAACCAUCUCACACCACCUUGACCAUCCUGAGUUCCAGUCUUUGGAGCCAGUGCUCAAGAAACAACGCACUGAGCAAAUGAAGGAGUCCCUCCCAGACCUCAAGGAGAUCAGUCUUUCCUGUGGUUCCUGUUCACCCUGCUCUUUCAAAUUCUCGGAGGAGCUGGAGGAGACUUGUGAUGACUCCAAACAGCCACUGCUGGAGGGGCAGGACCCGUUCCUGCAGCAGCCGUUGCAACAGGCACAGGACCAGCUUCUGUCAGAGCAGCAGAUGCAGGAGCAGCCCCAGCCGCCAAGCACCGUGGUGGGAAGGCAGAAUCUGCAGAUAUACCUGCCAGGCCGGGCCAGCGUAGCUGUGCCCCUCUAUGAGGACCACAUGACGUUCGUGCACACCCAGCCCAUCGUUCCUGUCCAGUUAGCAGCUGGACAACAGCCCUCUGGCUGCUAUCAAGGCAAUACUCUGCGGGACGAAGAAGAUGACAGCCCUAGUUUUAUUCCUGAGGAGCAGCAGAAGGUGUCCAUGGUAUAUAGCCCGGGCUCUGACACAGUUGCUUCUACCAGCUUUCCUCAGUCUCCCAUACAUUCUGACUCCAGCUUAGUCACCCUGGAGACCCCACAGGAUUAUAUCCAGCUUUGGCGACAGCCACCAGAUUCACAGCAUCACCUUUACCUCCAAGUGAAUAGUUGGACUUCCAGUGAGCAGAACAGCCUGCAGGACCAAGCUACCUGGCCCCAGGUGUCAGCUCCUCAGGCAAAUCCCGAGGCUUUCCAGAACCCUGAAGAAUACUCACCAGACCAUAUCAGCUAUUUUAUGUCUGCCGAGCAGUCUAGCUCAGACGAGAACCAGCACCAGAAGUGCUUUCAUACUGAACCUUGA